Messenger RNA from Cannabis sativa, 812 nucleotides. RefSeq names its product protein INCREASED RESISTANCE TO MYZUS PERSICAE 1. The transcript is spliced from 2 exons. Bases 137 to 607 code for a protein of 156 amino acids. NCBI's taxonomy places the organism in Eukaryota, Viridiplantae, Streptophyta, Magnoliopsida, Rosales, Cannabaceae. The record is from RefSeq and is a predicted model, not a curated record.
ACAUUUCCAAUUCUUCUUCUCCUAUUUCCUCUCUCUUUCUUCUUCUUCUUCUACUCUCUCUCUCUCUCUAGAUUUGAAGAAUACACUACCUUCCUUCCAUUUUACCAGAGUAUUAUUAACCAUUUGUUGUUCAAAGAUGUUGGGGAAGAGGGCUAGGACGUCGAUGAAGAGGACAACAAGUAUGACGGAGAUCACGUUUGAUCUGAACACCAACGACAAAUCUCAGCCGUUCGAUCCACACAACCCUCUCAAGAAGGCAACCACCGCCGUAGUACAAGGCGGUCUUUGCAAGAGUAAUUCCGCUGAUUUUACUCAGUCUCAGACCAAUACUACUACUACUACUUCUCAUUUUCUUAGAGCUUGCUUUCUCUGCAAUCGCCGCCUCGUUCCUAAUCGUGAUAUUUACAUGUAUAGAGGUAUUAGUGCAUACUGCAGCCUAGAGUGCAGGCAACAGCAGAUUAACCACGAUGAGAAAAUGGACAAAGAAGAAGCAGCUCAUGCCUCUAACUCAGCUGCCACGUCAGCAAGAUCCCAUGCCUCUGCCAAAUCUGAAAUUAUUACCACCCUCCCAGCCUUGUGGCCACCGAUUAUUACUCCAAAACGAUGACGUUUUCUCCAUUACUAUUUUUUUUUUAUAUAUAUAUAUAUAAUAUUAAAAUAUGUCAAAUUAAUGCAUAUAUAGCUAUUAAUGGUGGGGGCUAAUUUAGAUGUUAUUUAUGUGUGCUUGCGAAAUUGGCUAAUCUCAUUAUUAUUUUUUCAUGCAUGUGAACUGUUAAAAUAUAUUUAUUAAUGAAGCUAUAUAUAUUUCCCAA